This is a messenger RNA of Schizophyllum commune H4-8, 635 nucleotides long. RefSeq lists its product as uncharacterized. Lineage: Eukaryota; Fungi; Basidiomycota; Agaricomycetes; Agaricales; Schizophyllaceae. Bases 208 to 600 code for a protein of 130 amino acids. The transcript has 3 exons. The record is from RefSeq and is a predicted model, not a curated record.
CACCGCUCUCCGGAAGUGUCAGGUCGCCGUCGGUGAUGAUAGGGGAACUCCCAAAGGGGUGGACGUCCUUGAGAGACUGGGGUGCGCCGAAGCCAUCGCGCUCGUACCUCUUGACAUCGUAGGGCACUUCAAGCUCUUCCUAAGAGAAGAGAAUGCGCUGGGAGCGCGAAUUGGCCAGGUGGUGAACGGUGAGGACCAUGGCUUGUGAUGCGCGUACGCGAGACAGAUAUUCGAGACUCGUCAUCCAAAGUCACCCGGCGAACAAGGACAUCCACCAGCCGGGGCGCUUGCGCAAUGGCUGCCGCCAUACAGCAGGUAGGCUCUUCCUCCGCUAACAUGUACAGUAAGCUUCUCUUCGCGCGACCUCAGCUCACCUGUCAGCACAGAAUCGACCUAUCACUCCGCGUGCGACCGGGGUACAUAGACGCUGACAGAGAAUCGGACUUGGGCAGACCCCAUCACAGGCCCAGAGCUUGGGUCAUCGUAACCUUAGGCGAAUGCUCGAAGGUCGCACAUGGAAGAUUCUGCGCGCGGAUUGCCUUCCUCGGCAUGCACGAGCACGCGCAAGACAAGACGGGGACAAUAACGCCAGGAUGGUAGGAGGGCGAAGGGGUGUGGUGUAAAAUCAGGACUCC